Melitaea cinxia (Glanville fritillary) is the source of this 1655-nucleotide messenger RNA. Its product is annotated as CLIP domain-containing serine protease 14D-like. The record is from RefSeq and is a predicted model, not a curated record. Lineage: Eukaryota; Metazoa; Arthropoda; Insecta; Lepidoptera; Nymphalidae. Gene Ontology annotation, molecular function: serine-type endopeptidase activity. The transcript has 7 exons. Gene Ontology annotation, biological process: proteolysis. The coding region runs from base 76 to 1593 and encodes 505 amino acids.
UAUGACGGUGUUAAGAGUCCUUGGAAUACGUUGUGUUUUUUUAUAUAGUAGCUAUGUUGUAAUAAUUAUAAAACAAUGAGAAAGUAUCCGCUAUGCAUUGCUUUAUUUAUUAUAUGGAUAAACAUCAUCUGGAAUGGAGUCGCUGAAAAAGAUCGUUGUAAAAUAUGUGUGAAAAUCAGUGAUUGCCCUAGAUUUAUGCGGAUGACGAUUCAAGAACAACGAAUUUGGAAGUCACAUUUUCCUUGUGAUAAUUCCAAAAAUCAUGGAGAAACCUCAUCGGUCUGCUGCUUAGUUUCAAACAUUAGCAAAACCGAGCGAAAUAACACAAGCUAUCUUUACACAUCAGACAGUCCAUUAAAUAAACAAAACACUAAGAAAAGGGAAACUAGGCCCAUUCAGUUUAACCACGAAAAUCCUCAAAAAAGCAGUAAUGUAGACGAUAAAACACAUAAUCCAGGACCAUAUUAUCCGAACCCAGAGAACCAGAAAGGAGAGAAACCGCUAAAGCCCAAUUUGAUUCAAAAUCCGUAUUUCAUUCAAAAACCCAAUCCUCAGAGUGCAACUUUAAACAAUGGAAACAGUAAUUUCUAUGGUCUAGUGAAUUCUGAUUAUCAAUGCAAAGUGCAAACGAGCUUGCUGCCGGAUCCUACAUCUGGAUGCUGCGGUCAAGACGCGUCAGAUUCUACAGGCGUAACGAAUUUGCAAAAGAUUUUUAAGAUAAUUCCACCAUUUAAUCAGAAUAGUUUCGCUGGUCCCAGACAGAAACGACAAGCGGAAAAUGAAACAGACGAUGACAUGUUAGAUGACAGAAUAGCUGUAAAACCAGGUGGCAAGAAUACUGAGCUGCUCCAGUUUCCAUGGACAGUGCUAUUGAAUAUAAUUUUUGCUCUUGGUAACCAUAGGGAAUCAUUCAGUUGUGGUGGAUCAUUGAUUAGCGCAAAAUAUAUACUUACUGCUGCACAUUGUCUUUUUUCAAAUGAAGCUAAAUUAUUUGACAUUGAAAUAACUCUAGCAGAGUAUGACAAGAGAACGUUUCCGAGAGAUUGUGCGAAUAUAGGAAUUGGGUUAAGCGAGAACCGAAAAUGUAUAGACAACGUUUUGAUGCAUGCAAAAAAUAUAAUAAUCCACCCUCAGUUCGAUGAUGAUCGGCUUUAUAAUGAUAUUGCUCUCAUCGAAAUCGAUGGAUACGCGCCCUACACUCGGUACAUAAGGCCGAUAUGCCUACCAUCUACCAACUUAGACGAUCCAGAAUUUUCCAAUCUCCCUUUAACUGUCGUUGGCUGGGGUCGAAACGGGGAAUACAAUACAAAUGUUAAGAAAUCAACAAUCGUGAAUUUGGUACCUCAUGAUGAAUGUGAAGCCUCCUAUCCUUAUUUGUCAAUUGCUCAACUCUGCGCAGCGGGGCACACUGGGAAGGACACUUGCAAAGGUGACUCCGGUGGACCGUUAAUGUUACAAUACAGAACCAAUUACUACGUAGUCGGUGUUGUUAGUGGAAAAAGAUCAGACAGCCCUUGCGGUACUACAGUGCCUUCUCUGUAUACAAACGUAUAUUAUUACGUACCGUGGAUAAGAAAUAUUAUCGGGAGUUAACAUUUACACAAUUGUUUAUUAUUUAUUAUAUUAUUUGGAUAAAUAAAGAUUGAUUAUAAUAA